AUGGAUCUCUCCCUCGCCUUCGCCCAUGACGUGGAAGCCUACUACUGGGAUGUCAGGCUGCGCCGACUUGUGCUGGUCAAUCAGCUCGCCAAGGACAUGCUCGAAAGCCGAACCGCGUGCGGUGAGGGUGGUGCCGCCGACGAGACAAAGUCCGAGGUUUACGCUAGAUUGGUGACGACCGAGGACCGUCAGGCCGCCCUGGAUGCGGCACAGGAGUAUCCCGUGGCUGUCUACGGGCCAAGUCCCGAAAAACACCGCAUGGCCACCAGUCCAUCACCGGGCCCAAAAAUCCCAGAAAAAUCCUCCCAGAAAAAUCCUCAACGCCAGACCAGAUUAACCGCCCUGGGUAUCAUAAUCCCUUCACAAUCCCGGCACAUACUUGAGGCCCCUGAAGUGGGCCCGAAACGCCCGCCAACCGACCCUGGCCAUCCUGAUUGUUCCGACGCCGCUCGUACCGAGCUCUCCAAGGCGGCGUUUCGCCUCCUCCGCGCCUUUGAGCACACCGUUAAGAUGCACGAGUCGGAGUUUAAGAUGAAUGAUAAGCAGCGGGAUGAAGACCUGCGCUACUAUCGAGAGACGUGUCAGACACGUCGCCAGCUCAAGCUUCUCGCCGAACCAGCUCCGAUUCGGGAUGCCAACGAGUCCGAGCAAGACUGGAGAGUUUUGUCUAGGUUUUAACCAUAUACUGACGGUUUUAACUUAGAUCCAUCAGACCAACUCCCGGAAAAUGUUCUGGGAGCACCCCAAGAAUCAGGGUGUUAAGAUGGCAAAGAGCUUCC
Molecule: messenger RNA, 779 nt
Organism: Canariomyces notabilis
Lineage: Eukaryota; Fungi; Ascomycota; Sordariomycetes; Sordariales; Chaetomiaceae
Exons: 3
Coding region: 1-678 (225 amino acids)
Source: RefSeq, a predicted model, not a curated record